Solanum pennellii is the source of this 3070-nucleotide messenger RNA. Its product is annotated as putative pentatricopeptide repeat-containing protein At1g12700, mitochondrial. The transcript has 3 exons. The record is from RefSeq and is a predicted model, not a curated record. The coding region runs from base 140 to 1906 and encodes 588 amino acids. Lineage: Eukaryota; Viridiplantae; Streptophyta; Magnoliopsida; Solanales; Solanaceae. Gene Ontology annotation, molecular function: protein binding.
ACAUCUUUCGUUUAACUUACAUGACACUGGUUAUAUGGCGGGUCAUUGCAAAGAGCCGCACAAGUAUGCUGCGAAAUUAGGUAACAUGAGCUGAAAAUUAUUGAGCAAUUGAGUGAGAAAUAAUCCUUUGGCAUUGGAGAUGAGGAGAUAUUGUGUGCGCAAUGGUAUUCCUUUUCUCUCUUUGUCUCCUAAUUCUCAUUCUUGUUUUACGGCAAUUUCAGUGAGAAUUUUUAGUAAUAAAUCCAUUUCUAAAUUUGAUUGUGGGUUUAACAUCAACUGUUUAGAUGAUGCUGUGAUUCUCUUUAAGCAAAUGGUUACAAUGAAGCCUCUUCCAUCAGUUGUUGAAUUUUCUAAAUUAUUUAAGACUAUGAUAAAUAUGAAGCAUUAUUCUGCUGUUGUUUCUCUUUUUCGAGAAAUGCAGAAAUUGGGUAUCCCAAUCAAUGUAAUCAUCUUAAAUAUUGUCAUUAAUAGUUAUUGCCUGAUGCAUCGUGUUGAUUGUGCAUUUUCGGUGUUACCCAUUUACCUCAAGAAUGGUAUUCCGUUUACUGUUGUCACCUUUAACACCCUAUUAAGGGGAAUCUUUGCUGAAAAUAAGGUGAAAGAUGCUGUUGAAUUGUUCAAAAAGGUGGUGAGGGAGAAGAUUUGUGAGCCCAACACCGUCAUGUAUGCAACCGUCAUGAAUGGGCUUAGUAAAAGGGGUCAUACAGAGAAGACUUUGAGUUUGCUCCGGUUAAUGGAACAAGGGAACAACACUAAACCCAACAUAAUUAACUACAACAUCAUUAUAGAUGCCCUUUGCAAAGAUGGGAACUUAGAUGUUGCUAUCAAUCUUAUGAAUGAGAUGAAGCAGAAAGAUAUUCCUCCAGACAUAGUUACAUAUAACUCAAUAAUUGAUGGUAUGUGUAAGCUUGGUGAAUGGGAAAAGUGUAAGACUUUCUUCUCUGAGAUGGUAAACCUUAAUAUUUAUCCAAAUGUACAAACCUUCACCAUACUAACAGAUGGACUCUGCAAAGAAGGAAAAGUCGAAGAGGCCAAGGAAGUAAUGGGAUACAUGAUCGAAAAAGGUGUAGAGCCUAACAUAGUCACCUACAAUUCAAUAAUGGAUGGAUAUUGUUUGACUGGUCAACUUGAUGAAGCGAGGAGACUUUUUGAUUUCAUGAUAAAUAAGUGCAUUGAGCCUAGCAUUAUUAGCUACAACAUACUAAUAAAUGGGUACUGUAAGAAAAAGAAAUUGCCUGAGGCCAUGCAAUUAUUUUGUGAAAUUUCUCAAAAGGGACCAAAGCCUAGUACUUCCACCUAUAGCACUAUCUUGCAAGGUCUGGUUGAUGUCGGAAGAAUUGGAUCUGCUAAAAAUAUCUAUGCUGAGAUGCUAUCUGCAGGGUAUAUUCCUGAUUUGUACACUCAUAACAUUUUGCUCAAUGGUUAUUUUAAGUAUGGACUUGUUGAAGAAGCGAUUUCACUCUUUAAUAAGUUGGAAAAAAAGGGAGAAAAUACUGAUAUUGAAUUUUACAAUGUUGUCAUUAAUGGAUUGUGCAAAAAUGGUAAACUUGACGAAGCUCAUGCUCUUUUUGAGAAGCUUUUUUCAAUGGGAUUGCUUCCGAAUGUGAAAACAUACACUACAAUGAUUAAUGGAUUUUGUUUACAAGGAUUAUUAGAUGAAGCUAAAGAUAUGCUUAUGAAAAUGGUGGGCAACAAUUGUUAUCCAAACAAUGUCACCUACAAUGUUAUGGUGCAAGGAUUCCUCAGGUGCAGCAGAAUUAGUGAAAUGACAAUUUUCAUGAAGGAAAUGACCGGAAGAGGCUUCUCAUUUGAUGCAUCUACAACUAAGUUAUUGGUAAACAUUAUAGGGGAUAAACCUUUAGUCCUUGACAUGAUACCCGAGCUUCACUUGAAAAAUAAGAAGUGAAUAUUUCUUUCGCUUGGUUUAUUCGGCUGUGCUAUCACUGUGAUACAAUUACCCUUUUAUCCAUGCAAAAGAAAUGGCUUACUAUGCAAUUGCAGAAGCUGAUUGAUUGCACUUAAGAUGCUGCUUGAGAUUUUUAAAAUUGAGGAGGUUGCUUUUGCUUACUCACUGUGGUGGAAGUUUCAGAAAGAUGGAAAGUUUAUUGUCAAAGUAUGUUAUAGAAAUUUUUGGGGAAUAUGGGAAGCAUUCAAAAGGACUGGUCAUGGAGAACAAUUUGGAAGACACCUGUUUCACUUGGAUCGCUACCCCCGAAGCUUGUUCUCUGCAGCAGCCAGCAGAUGCUUUUUGUGUGAAAGUGCUCGUGAAUGUGUAAAUCAUCUACUGCUUCACUGCACCUUCACUAGAAAGAUCUGGACAAUGUUUCGUGCUAUUUUUGGUGUCUAACAGGUCAUGCCAGGAUGCAUUGUAGAGAUCGAAUAGUUGAUCUUUAGGGAUAGGAAUGGUGUAUCUUUAGGAUGUAAUCUUUAUUUUCUCUAUAUAAUGAAAAGACUCUAUCACUUUGAGGAGCAUUCAACAGAAAAUUGACAGCAAUAUCCCUGGGAGUCAUUGCCAGAAAAUUUUAAACCUUAAAGGCUUGUUCAUCUCUAUCUCUGGUGGAGUUUACUGUAUGAUUUAUGCACAAAAAGAAAGGAGUUUUUAUCGUGUCUACGAUGGCUAGAUCUGAUCUUUCCUAGAAGACCGAUGCAAACACCAAAUAUUACGGGGAUGAUAAAUUUGGAGGGUUUGAAUCUGGAGAAAUUAAAUGCAGUAGUCUUAAAAAGGUUUACUCUUCCCUGGGUUAUUGCAAAAAAACUCAUUAAGUUAAAUUGUAGGAAGUAGGUUACCAGGAUCAGCAUCACCCAGUGCCUCGUUGAUCCAGCUAAGCACUCGGAGUUAGUGGUGGGCCUCCUUGCAUUCCGAAUGACACACAUUUACUGUUUUCAGUCUUUUCUUUUUAUAGAAUGUUGUGGGGUCUGUCCCAACAUUCAUCUUAGUAUUAUAGAGGCUUUAGAUAGUUUAGUUUGAGUCUCUUCUUUGUAUUGCAGAUGUUUUACUAUGAGAUUUAAGUGCCAUUUUGGCCAAGAUACUUAUUUCAAGUUAUUUUUAUGAGAAUGUUUCUUGUAUUGA